AUGUUGAAGAUGAACGUUAGCUCGAUGGUGAUAAUCGGCUUUGCAAUCAUGGCCUUUGGAGUUCUCGCCUCACCACUCAACGAGGAUACACGCAGCACUACUUCCAUAGGCCGUCGAACGAGCGGCAAUCGAGUGGACAGACGGAUGGUCCCCGGGCCUGGUGCAGGCGUCGGCGCAGGUCUCAAUGUGGCUGCAGGUCUCGUUGGAGCCGUUCUGGGUGGACCCGGUCCCGGUCCCGUCGGUAUUGGUCCUCCUGGCCCGCUCGUUGGCCCGCCUCCGGUUGGUACAGUCGUGGUUCCGGGUGGCCCUCCGGGUCCGAUGCUCGCUGGCAGUAUCGGAGGAGGAGCGGAUGCCAAUGCUGACGCUGCUGCUGCUGCCGCCGCUCGAGGCCCCGGCCAGCCCGGCCCAAGCACAGGCAACUCGGCCGCAACUGCAGACGCUGCUGCUCGCGCUCAAGUAAACGGUCCAAGUCCAACAGGUUCGGUGGACGCUCAAGGGUCAGCUGAUGCCGUUGCCGGAAGCUCUGUACCCAGCGCCGGCGAUUCAGCCGCAAGUUCAGCUGCGGAUGCCCGCGCCAAGGCAAAUACCCAAGGCGCUGUCGAUGCAAACAGCUCCUCGGCCAGCAAAUCUUCCUCCUCUUCCAACUGGGAGCAACGAUCCUCUCAGUCUUAG
Puccinia triticina is the source of this 672-nucleotide messenger RNA. RefSeq lists its product as uncharacterized. Lineage: Eukaryota; Fungi; Basidiomycota; Pucciniomycetes; Pucciniales; Pucciniaceae. The transcript has a single exon. The coding region runs from base 1 to 672 and encodes 223 amino acids. The record is from RefSeq and is a predicted model, not a curated record.